AUGGCACAAAGGUCGGCUCAGUCGCCACCUGCAGCGCUGAAGCCGACGAACGGAUGCGAAACUAGGAGGAAACAGGCACUUUCUGAAGUGAAUCAUGGCCUUGCCAGGCAGUUACUGAUGCACUCCCAGGAGAAUCUCACUGGAAGCACAGAUAAACUACAACCUCCCUUUCCAUAUAACUGGAGUACAGAUUGGAACUUUUGGAUCUCAAACUCUUCUUACAAAUACAGGAAUGAAGAAUUUAAAAGACAGUUCUCACACCUGCCAGAUUUGGAAAGGCUUGUUGUAGAUUAUGCCUGUGCCCUCCAGAAGGAUAUCCUCCUUCAAGGACGCCUGUAUAUCUCGGAAAACUGGCUGUGUUUCUACAGCAAUAUAUUCCGAUGGGAGACCAUGAUUUCUAUUGCCUUGAAGGAUAUAACCUUCAUGACAAAGGAGAAGACAGCUCGGCUCAUCCCAAACGCCAUCCAGGUUGCCACUGAAGGAGAGAAGUAUUUCUUCACUUCAUUCAGUUCCAGAGACAGAAGCUACCUCAAUCUCUUUCGAUUAUGGCAGAACGCAUUGUUGGAUAAGAAACUGACAAAGCAGGAAUUCUGGCACCUUGUGCAGGAGAGCUAUGGCUCUGAGCUGGGCAUGAACACCGAAGAAAUGGAAAAUGUUAAUUCAUCCUCUGAAGAGACUGGACGGUCUAGAUCCAGCCUUUGUAUUGAAUCUGGGGAGAAGGAUGAACAGCUGUUUGAAGCCAUUAGUAUAAUUCAAGAGCCAGUCAUUCAGAUACCUGAAACUGAGUCUCUUAAUGGAAACCAGCUAACAGAAGAUGCUGAACCAGAGGAAUCUCACCGUGCUAAGCUAGAGAGAAGGAGAUCUCUGCUGUCUUCAGAAAGGAAGCCAGUUGAUUUAACACAACGCAAACGUUCAACGCAAUUACCAGAUCUCAAUGAAAAUUUCCCUCUUGAGAAGAGCAGUGCCUCAGAAAGUGAUGGUGAAGCUGCCAUCCUAGAGAAUGACCUCCAUGGAAAAAUCUCUGUUGAUCGGGUUUUCCGUAUUGGUGCAGACAGAAUGUUUGAGAUGCUUUUCACCAAUUCCCAUUUCAUGCAGAGGUAUCUCAGCACUAGAAAUAUAACAGACACAGUAUCAACCCCUUGGAACAGAGAUGCUGGAGGGAAUCAGCUGAGGACUGUGACGUACACUCUUCUGCUUAACAACCCACUCAUUGGGAAAUUCACAGCUGUCACCGAAAAGCAGGUCCUGCAUAAACGAAGCCACAAAGGUCGAAUGUAUCGGAUAGACACAGAGGUGUUCACGCAUGAUGUGCCCUACCAUGAUUACUUCUACACGGUGUAUACUUAUUGCAUCACCCACAUGUCCAAUGAGAAGUGCAGACUCCGGAUUUCCUCAGAUGUGAAAUAUAAAAAGCAACCAUGGGCGCUUGUCAAGAGCAUAAUAGAGAAGAAUACGUGGGGUGGGAUAGAAGAAAAUUUUAAGCAACUUGAAUCGGAACUUCUCAUGGAAGAAUAUGCAGUAAACAAACCGAUCGAGGAUUCAGCAAAACUUGGUGUCCUGAGAAGGAGGAGAUGGACUUUGCAGCGAAACAUGGGGGAGAUCCUUCCUAAACGCUCCUCACAGUAUUCUGCUGGGGAUGCAGGUUUGCCUUCCCGUGCUGAUACAGGACCCAAAAAGGAUGCUAAAAAUAAGACCAUCACCAUCAUAGUGAUAAUGAGCAUCUUCUUGCUGUUACUUGUUAUGCUGAACGUGACUUUAUUCCUCAAACUUUCGAAGAUUGAAAAUGCGGCUCAGUCAUUUUAUCGUGUUCACCUUCAAGAAGAAGGAUCUGUCAAUUUAGCCCCUAAUAUAGCAUCAAGAGAGAAAACCCCUCAGCAUGAUACAGAUAAAGUCCAGCAUGUGAAAGGGGUGCUGAGAGACUCUAUAGUGUUACUUGAACAGCUGAAGAAUUCCCUUUCUAAGCUCCAAAGCAGCUUUGAUCACCGGAACAAGACCAAAAGUGGGAAGCCUGAAAGUUGAUGUAACUGAAAUAGAACAUUAAGGAGACUGAAGAUAUUGUUUU
This is a messenger RNA of Euleptes europaea (tarantolino), 2062 nucleotides long. RefSeq names its product GRAM domain containing 1C (gene GRAMD1C). The record is from RefSeq and is a predicted model, not a curated record. The transcript is spliced from 20 exons. Gene Ontology annotation, biological process: intracellular sterol transport. NCBI's taxonomy places the organism in Eukaryota, Metazoa, Chordata, Lepidosauria, Squamata, Sphaerodactylidae. Gene Ontology annotation, molecular function: sterol transfer activity; sterol binding. The coding region runs from base 1 to 2019 and encodes 672 amino acids. Gene Ontology annotation, cellular component: plasma membrane; endoplasmic reticulum membrane; endoplasmic reticulum-plasma membrane contact site.